AUGGAAAAUACUACAGAUCGUCCCUCAUCAGAGCUGGAUCACAUACCGACAUUAUGGCUGCUGACCGGGCUUGUCGUCUUCCCGUUCUUGACCUGGAAGCUGCUGGGUCUCCUUAGCCCUCUCAUCCACAACCUGACUGCCAUGCGCAUAUCCGAGAUUUAUGUAUAUCCGAUCAAGUCAUUGCGAGCAGUACCUCUCAAGGAGGCAGUUGCCACCAAGUAUGGCUUCGACCACGACCGAACGUUUAUGCUACUCAAGAAAAAGGAGGAUGGAACCUGUGAAAAUAUGACCAUUGGCCACUUCGCGGACAUGUCGCAAUUUAUACAAGAGUUCGAAAACUACGGCACAAACGACGCUACCAUCAAGGUCACCUACCGCGCAUAUGGCGACGAAGAGAAGGCCAAGACCAUCCGGAUCCCUCUCGUGCCUGACACCGAGAAGCUGGAAAACUUCCACGUAAAUAUGCACGGCAGUCCCACCGGCGCUUUCAAUAUGGGCGAGAAGUACAGUGAGUGGUUCACCGGCUGCUUCGGCUACAACGUGGUGCUCGUCUACAUCGGCGCCGAGAACAAGCGCCCCGUCAUCUUCGAAGACAUGCAACCCGUCAAGCCCGACCCUCUCACAGCAUUCUUCAAGACGAACAUCCCUUUCCUAGGCAAGCAGGUCGAAAAGCUCAUGGGCCUGCAAACCGAGCAAUGGCGCAUCAAGUUCCAAGACUGCGCCCCCUUCCUCAUCACCUCCAAGACCUCGCUCGACAAUGUAUCCUCGCGCCUUGACGGUGAGAAGAUGGACAUGGUCAAGUUCCGACCCAACAUCGUUAUUGAGGGUGCAACUGACCCGUGGGAAGAGGACUUCUGGGGUAAGAUCACAAUCAACCAGAAGACGGAGAUGAUCAUGGCGCAUAAUUGUGUGCGCUGCAAGAGUAUCAACCUUGACUAUAACACGGGAAAGCCUGGUGUCGGUCCAAGCGGAGAGGUGCUCAAGAGGUUGCAGAAGGAUAGGAGGAUUGACAUUGGUGCAAAGUGGAGUCCGGUGUUUGGACGGUAUACGUUCUGGGCGCCUGGUGCGCCGAAGAGCCAGACCAUCAAGGUAGGAGACAGGGUGAACGUCACGAAGGUCAACGAGGGAUUGACGAUCUGGAGCUGGCCUGGCCUGGGCUAA
Didymella exigua CBS 183.55 is the source of this 1161-nucleotide messenger RNA. RefSeq lists its product as uncharacterized. Bases 1 to 1161 code for a protein of 386 amino acids. The transcript is spliced from 4 exons. Gene Ontology annotation, molecular function: pyridoxal phosphate binding; catalytic activity; molybdenum ion binding. NCBI's taxonomy places the organism in Eukaryota, Fungi, Ascomycota, Dothideomycetes, Pleosporales, Didymellaceae. The record is from RefSeq and is a predicted model, not a curated record.